Molecule: messenger RNA, 2703 nt
Organism: Cladophialophora yegresii CBS 114405
Lineage: Eukaryota; Fungi; Ascomycota; Eurotiomycetes; Chaetothyriales; Herpotrichiellaceae
Exons: 2
Coding region: 1-2703 (900 amino acids)
Source: RefSeq, a predicted model, not a curated record
AUGGCCCCUCCGCCGUUGAAGCGGCAGAAGACGAAUCCGACUGAAGAAUCUCAACCACAGCCCACGCUCCAAGAACAGGCUCAGCAGGCUGCCAACGUUCCUCUGCCUCCAGACACGCCUCGGAUCCCAAGCUCAACUCCAAGGGAAGACAAGCGAUCGUCAUGGCUUGCGCGAACGUGGCCGCGUAAAGCUCCCCCACUGACUCAAACACACCGUGAGAGCGUGUCUUCUGCGUCCAGCAACAGCCCUUUGACAUCGCAACCUGCUGCCCAAGAGGGCCCCGCGCCUACCCGGGAGCGAGCAAAAAUGCAGAGGUCGCCAUCUUUAGCGAUGACACUCGGAAAAUCCACCUCAAACCGGUCUCUCCCUAUUAAUGCCACGACGACGAUUGUCAAUGCCACCUCAGGAGCUACAGCGUCCUCAACAAAGGCGAAUACACAAUCAGGGCUGUCUUUGCAGGCAAAAGAUGAUGCGACAGUGGGCAACCAAGUGGUCAAAGACGACCAGCGGCCGGAGAAGACAGAUGAGACCUCCACGCGAACCCUGCCGGACGGAGCGCCAAUCGCGGAAACUUCACAGCCAGAUUCUACCAACCAAACCCUCCCAGAACCCCAGAGUAUGUGGCUAAGCUGGCUACCUGGCAAGAAGGACGGAGUAACAGCCAAGCCUGCGGAAGCACAGGGAUCUCCACCCCGACCAAAGCUCGCCGAAGCAUCGGAAGUGCCUCCAGGAAACGACGCGGUCCCAGAUCCCGCCAAAACGCAGCCCGAGGUGGCCGAACAGCCUCAACAAUCCUCUGUAAAUGCGACCAACAAGAGGAGUUGGUAUCAAAUGUGGAGCAGCAAUGAUCCACCAGCUGAAGUUCCGAAGCAAGACGAGCCUGCAUCAGAGUCAGGUCAAAGCAGUUCGACAGGACGAAUUGAAGCUACAGAGCCAGCAACAGCACCCACGAAGCAUCUGGACAUACUCCCUCUCAGCACGCCCAAGCCCAAAGAUAGUUCCCAAGCGUCUUCACUGGAGACAUCACCUCCUCCAGCUCUGCACAAUGAUGGUUCCAAGUCAGGGUGGGUGUUCUGGUCUCGAGAAAAGAAGCGCCCGGAGUCAAUCAAGUCCGAAAGUGAGCCUCGCGUGGGCGAGAUAGCCAUUUCGGAUACGCCCUCACAAGCCCGACCGAAACGAGCCUCAAUCAGCCUGCAAGACGAAGCAGCUACGCCAGCACUCAAACCAUCUCCUCAAGAAAUCCAGUCCAAAAAAGCCGUUGCGCAGAGAAAUGCGGAGCCCAAGCAGCAAGUGCCCACCGAACAGUCACUACCGGGGAAAGCCCAGAAGUCAUUAGCCUCUAAGCAAGAUCCCUCGCGAACCACCAAAGCCUCAUCCUCUACGGCUGCAGCCAUUGCGAAAGAACCUCGUCCGGCCUCCCCAGCACCAUCCCUCGACAAAAGGAAAGAAGACACCAAUCUGCUCCUGCCGCUUCUUCACGAUACUCUGACCCACGAAGAACAACCUUCCCUCAUUCAACAGCUCGCACGUCUGCUCUACUACACCCGCGAACCCGACGCGCAUCAACACCUCUCUCUAAUCCGCGAUCCGCCUCGGAUAAAACACGCCCUGGCUAUCGGCGUGCACGGCUACUUCCCCGCCCCCAUGGUUCGAUCCAUCCUCGGCCAACCCACCGGCACGAGCAUCAAAUUCGCGGAAAAGGCCGCACAGAAUAUUCGUCGCUAUACAGCCUCGCAGGGGUACGACUGUGAAGUCAAGACAGCGGCACUAGAGGGAGAAGGUCGCAUUGCCGAACGAGUCGAGCUGCUAUGGAAGCUCCUGCUGAAUUGGAUUGACGAGAUCAGACGCAGCGAUUUUAUCCUCAUCGCCGCUCACUCCCAGGGCGUGCCCGUGGCAAUCAUGCUCAUCGCAAAGCUUAUCCACUUUGGCUGUCUCAGCCCGGCUGCCCGGGUUGGCGUCUGCGCCAUGGCAGGCGUCAACAUAGGUCCCUUCCAGGACUACAAGUCGCCCUGGAUCACAGGCUCGGCGGGCGAAUUGUUCGAGUUCACCAACCCGCACAGCAAAGUCUCGACGGACUACCUUGCCGCCAUCUCCGACUGUUUGCAACAUGGCGUCAAGGUCACUUUCGUCGGCAGCAUCGACGACCAACUCGUGUCGAUGGAAUCGUCCAUCUUCGCGCCCCUGACGCACCCGCAUAUCUACCGCGCCGUCAGCAUCGACAGUCGCAUCCACGCGCCCAACUUCCUCUCCAACCUCGUGGGCUUCGUGCUCAAGCUCCGCAACGUCGGCGUCCCUGACCACGGCCUCAUCCGCGAACUCUCCGCCCCGCUGGCCGGCUCGCUGUACACGGGCGAAGGCCACUCGCGGCUCUACGAGGACGAUGCCGUCUACGCGCUCGCCAUCGCCUUCACCCUCGAGACCACAUCUCUGCCACACACGCCUAUAACCUCAUCGAAGCGCGCCGCGAUCUCCGUGCCCAGUGAUGGGAAAGCCAUCUCCUCGAGCGGCUCUCAGACCAGCAACAGCAACCCGUAUAUCCUGCCGUUCGCCAUGCGCGGGAUCCUGGAAGAGGAUAUCGUCAAGAAGGAUCUGAGGGAGGAGGCCAAGAGGCUGCUCGAGCAGUUUGACGAGUGGGAGCCCAAGACCAAGGUCCUCAAGGAUGUCAAGUUCCGACUCGAGGGCGUGAGGAGUCAGUUGCUGUAG